AGAAGAAGCCGUUCUCGCAUUAAAGCUCUUCUGAGGAGUUAAAUAAAAAUAUAUAUCUCAUUAUACCAGUAAUUUCUAUUAUUUAACGGAUUUACUCUUGACAAUAGCUGGCCAGAAUGGCAUCAGACUGGAUUGGCUGUCUUGUUUCGAUCCACUGUGGCCCAACUCUGGGAGUUUAUCAAGGAGAAGUGUCUUCAAUAGAUCAAAGCAGCCAGACAAUCUCUCUCAGACACCCCUUCCACAAUGGAGUCAAGUGCACAGUGCCUGAGGUCACUUUCAGUGCCAUGGACAUUAAAGAUCUCAAAAUCCUGGAGAUCCGUAAGAGCACAUCUGAAGUCCCAAAGCAGAAUGGUCCUGACUCCAGGUCCACAUUGACGCCGCAGGGCGGACGCAAGGACAAGGGUGGUGCUGCACUGGGCAAUAGUGCUCCUCUUACAGUACUGAAUAAAACGGAACCCAAAACGCAGGAAGAAGGGGUGUCUCCAGUGCCAGCCUACUCAAAGAGUUACGGUGAACGUCACAUGGACAUGGCUGCUCAAAAUAAAGGCUUUAGACGAAGACACAACUCCUGGUCGUCUAGUUGCAGAGGUCCUAAUCAGGCCACUCCGAAAAAGAAUGGGCUGAAGAAUGGAGGUCUAAUGAAGAACAAAGAUGAUGAAUGUUUUGGAGACGGUAUGGAAGAUGUUCCCGAUGAGGACUUUGAUUUUGAGGGGAACCUGGCGCUCUUCGACAAGGCUGCGGUGUUCUCGCAGAUCGAGUCGUCAGAACGGCGAGGCAACGGUGCGAGAUCUCGAGGUACGCCUGGAGAGCAAACGCCAUCACGAUACCGGCACGACGAGAACAUCCUAGAAGCCAAACCCGUCGUCUACAGACAGAUCACUGUUCCACAGAAUGAAACGAAAGAAUAUAGCACUGACUCAGGGCUGGUGGUACCCAGCAUCUCUUUCGAGUUGCACAAGCGUUUAAUAGCUGCGGCAGAAAGUCAUGGUCUGUCUCUGGAGCGCAGGCUUGAAAUGACAGGUGUAUGUGCGAGUCAGAUGGCCCUCACGCUGCUUGGAGGCCCGAACAGACUUACCCCAAAAAAUGUGCAUCAGCGGCCCACAGUAGCUCUACUGUGUGGACCACAUGUCCAGGGUGCUCAGGGGAUCAGCUGUGGCCGGCACUUGGCCAACCAUGAAGUGGAGGUCAUCCUUUUCCUGCCAAACUUUGUCAAGAUGUUGGAGGCCAUCACCAGCGAACUUGCACUCUUUGGGAAGACGGGAGGCAAACUGGUUUCAAAUGUGAAAGACUUGCCCGAGACGCCGGUUGACUUAGUCAUAAACUGCCUGGAUUCGCAUGAAAAUGGAUUCUUGAGGGAGCAGCCCUGGUACAAGGCUGCCGCCGACUGGGCCAACCAGAACCGAGCCCCAGUACUGAGCAUCGACCCUCCUGUAAGCGGACAGGCACAUGCCGUGGAAGCAAAAUGGUCACUUUCCCUCGGCCUCCCGCUGCCUGUGUCCGAGGACGCCGGCCGAGUCUACCUGUGUGACAUCGGCAUUCCCCGACAGGUUUUCCAGGAAGUGGGGAUCAAAUACCACUCUCCCUUUGGAUGUAAAUUCGUCAUUCCGCUGCACUCUGAAUAAGCCGUUGACUUUCACGGUCAAGGCUCACUGAACCUGCCUUAAAGAUUUUAAGUAUGAACGGACCUCGGUUUGAAUGUUGCAGCAGAACUGAAACUUCUCAGUCUCUAUUUUUUCUCAAAUUCUUCUAUACUUCUGUGAUGAUUCCCAUAAAAGGGAAGUGAUAGCAAAUGAUACCAGCUCUUGUGACAAACCUGAUCUGAUAAAAGCAGAACCAACAUCAUUAUACUCACCGUUUGCUGCAUUCGAACGGUCUUACAAUAAUCCUUCACACAGCCGGGCUGAUCUUUUUGGAUAAGACAACUUUUAUAACCAAUUAAAUAUGCAGUAGUGGCACAAAACAGCAACUGGCUCACACUUAAUACGACUUGAUUGGUCUUAUGGCAUUUUUGAAUGUCAUUUUGUUUCUUUCAACAUCUUAAAUAGAAGAAUUAGUUUUUAGUUCUUCGUCAGCUGUGCUGAUUUAGAUAGUCUUUACAUUUCCCCAUAGAAAAAUGUGCAUUAGAUGGGGCUUUGGUCUUUUUCCCCAUGCUUUUUUUUUCUUUCUUUAUGUGCCAGAUUGUUCAAAGUCAGUGUUAAAGCACUGAGGUUAAGAGCAAUUUAUUGCAUGCAACAUUUCUUACAGCAUUAUAAGCUUUGUUGACCAAGCCCAGUGUGCUGUAAAUAUGACUGGGCUCUCAUCAGUGGUAAAACGUUGCACACUGGUAAGAUAAGACAAGUCUACUAAAAACUGCUUUGUGAUUUUAGUUGCCAUUGGACCAAUACUGACCAUUUUAAGCAGCCAUUGGCCAAUACCCCCUAUUUUCUUAGGCUAAUAUUUUUUGCUGUUCUUUAUUUGCUGUUUGUUUCAGUUCUCUCAGUGCUCAAACAUAAGCAGCUUAUGAAAUCCUGCUUUAAAUGCGAGGUGGCAUUGCUUGUUUGGUUACAUAAAACAAGGAUCUUUUAUUAAGAAAGAUGCUCCACUGGUUGCAAUAAACCUGCUUGCCGAUAUAGAUUCAUGAUUUUAUUACAGGUUCUAUUACUGUGCGCACAAACCCAUUACAAAGCAAAAAGUCAGUGUGUGCUACACACUCAGUUCUUUUGGGUAAUAAGGAGUUUUUCAAAAGCCCAGUAAGGACAGUUGAAAUAUUUGCUUGAGACUGCAGAUCGUAUGCCUUCACCGUUAAAAUGAGAGGCACUUAUGACUCGCAGAUCCGUAUGCAACAAUAAUGAACUUAAAAUUGUUUCAAAACUGACACCAGGAAAUAAUGUGUUGAUUUUAUCAGGCUAAUUUACUUUUUUACUUUUUGUUUAAGCUUAAUUGGGAUGUCAUCUGAAUUUGACCCCCCACCGAUUUAAUUCAGAAAUAUAUAUAUAUUUUUUUUACUGUUUCUAUCUUUGUUGUCUGUUUGUGAGCCACAUUCAUGGUUAAAGUUCUUUUUUUCCUUUUUUUUUACAUCGGUUAAGCUAUGUACAAUCUAGUGGGGAUCUUUCUUGUCACAAGUGUUAAGAUAAACUAGAAACCAACAGACCUUUCACAUCACCUAUUCUCAGUUAUGGGGAAAAAAAAUGAAUGUGAAUUUUGAUUUUGUUAGUUUUUUUCUCUCUUCCUUUUCUUUUCAGAGUUGAUGUUUGUGUCUGUAAGGUUAUUGGUGCAGCCUCUGAUGGCUGUUGGAGCUCAUUUUAAUUCGCUUUUGAGCUUAAAAACAAAGACUAAAUGAGUCCGUUAUUAAAAGAAUUAAUAAGUUAAUGAUGCUAAUGUGAUUGCACUGUCACAGUAUAGCAAAGGUCCAUCUUAUAGUGGAUGAAUACAGAUAAGAGAACGUGCGUCUAAUAAUACAGCAGUUACUGUGGAAAUCUAGCACUAAAAGAGCUUAAAAUGGUGCCAAAAUCACUUGCUGUUUUUUUUUUUUUUUUACGACUUGUUAAUUGAAAUUGAAAAUAUCACUGCUGUACAAUUUUUGUUUUUUUUUGUUUGCACACAAAUAGGCUCUAAUUGAUGAUCGCUACAGAGCCCAGUCGUAAGAUUCAGUUGAAUAUGUUGUGAUACCCAAGCACUACUUGUGCUUAGAUGUAUGUCAAAAUGCAGUUUGAUAUAAAUCAUUCCUCUGUAGGAGUUUGCUUCUAAAAUCUGACCACACUCUGUUGAGUAAUUAAAAAAAAUGCAAAAACGUUUUGUUUUUAUCUGUUGAUUUUCAUUUUUGUGACUUCUCCUCGAUGAUGUCUCUCGAGGUAUUGUAGGGCUUUUGUUCAGUAUCAAAUAUUGAAAGCUACUUUUUGGUUUCUUUCCACAGGUUUCCAUUACUACGCCUUUUUCUUAACAAAAGUAUGAGGUAAAGGUUGUUAGCAUUGCAUAAUUUUGCAUUUAUUUCUGCACCUGUUGUGUAAUUCAAGACAUGAUUCCGUUCUGGUUUAGACAACAACAACGUUACCAUUAAUUGUGAGUUAGUGACAAACCCUACAAUGUCAACCUUUAAGUGUAAGGACUGAAUGAAUAAAGAGAAUGGAAAUAUGACU
This is a messenger RNA of Carassius auratus (goldfish), 4115 nucleotides long. RefSeq names its product enhancer of mRNA-decapping protein 3-like. The record is from RefSeq and is a predicted model, not a curated record. The transcript has 7 exons. Gene Ontology annotation, molecular function: mRNA binding. The coding region runs from base 117 to 1622 and encodes 501 amino acids. Gene Ontology annotation, biological process: P-body assembly; deadenylation-independent decapping of nuclear-transcribed mRNA. Gene Ontology annotation, cellular component: P-body. Lineage: Eukaryota; Metazoa; Chordata; Actinopteri; Cypriniformes; Cyprinidae.